Messenger RNA from Podospora anserina S mat+, 1293 nucleotides. RefSeq lists its product as uncharacterized. Bases 1 to 1293 code for a protein of 430 amino acids. The transcript has a single exon. The record is from RefSeq and is a predicted model, not a curated record. Gene Ontology annotation, cellular component: preribosome, large subunit precursor. Gene Ontology annotation, biological process: ribosomal large subunit biogenesis. NCBI's taxonomy places the organism in Eukaryota, Fungi, Ascomycota, Sordariomycetes, Sordariales, Podosporaceae.
AUGAAUCAUUUCCAUUGUGCAGCCCUUUCAUUGGUCAGAAGCAUAACUCGGCGGCGAUGCAGUAUGCCGCUUCACCACAUUUGGUUAGCGCCAUCCCGGUGUAAGCCGCUUGGACAACUGAUUCACACGAUCAUGGUCCAUCUCUCAAGCAAGUCUAGGGAUAUAAAACAAGUAGAGCAUCACUUCAGGCAGAAACUCGGUCUAUCAUCUUCACAAGGCAUCAACACUUUGCCAUCACCAGCAGCUGCACCCAGCGGACCACACCACCCUAAUCACUCCAGCACCAACACCUCCCUGAUACUCAUGCCAGACACUGCAACUGCCACAACCACCACAGCGACUACCACCAACAUGGCUCUAUCAAGCUCACCGAACAGUCGGUCAUCAACCCCUGAGAGUAAUCUCUCCCAUUCCACCAUACCACCAUUCAUCCCGGGCCAAUGUCUCUUUUGUCUCCAUCUAUCAUCAUCCUUCCUCGACGGCAUAGAGCACAUGCAAAAGUCCCACGGGCUAUUCAUCCCACAUCGACAACUAUUUUCUACCGAAAACCUCGAGGCUCUCUUUGAACAGCUCCAUCUCAUCAUCUUCGAAUACCACGAAUGCAUCAAAUGCGGGACAACAAGAUCCUCAGUGCAAGCGAUGCAGCAGCACAUGACCGGCAAGCCAGGGCACUGCACAUUUGACAUCUCGGACCCAGAAUCCGAGUUUGCCGAACUCUAUCGCGGGAUAUUGGAGGGACGAGAAACAGACGGCCAGAAAGGUGACCAAGAGAGCACUUCCAAUCCUUGGAAUCAGGCUCGGGCAGUUCAAGUUGAUGAAGAUUCACUUCGGUUACCCUCGGGGAGGAUAAUAUCAAAGAAAUCAUCCGUGAUGCCACCAUCACCUUCAGCGACGAAUGCUUCUCGGUUGCGACAUAACCGGACUCGGGUAUCAGCUGCUGCCGCGGAGAUAGGAUACGCCAUGGGAGAAGAGUCUAGCGAUAACGAGGAGGAGCCGGUCCAGCCAAGCAACUCGGAGACAACACCAGGCGCGCAAGUGGUUUUAUCAAAGAGGGAAAAGAAGCGGGCAAGGGACAUGGAGGCAUAUCAAUUGACGCGGAUGAGCGCGAAUGAUCGGACAAGCUUGAUGCACCUGCCUGUGUCUCAGCAACGGGCCUUACUGGCAACCCAGCAGAGACACCAGGAAAAGAUGCAGACUGAGGAAAGAAGACAGCGGGCAAAGAUUGAUCGGAAGGGCAACAAGAAUUUGUAUGCGUACUGGAAUACCGAGACGCCGGUUUAUCUGUGUGGAUAG